Xenia sp. Carnegie-2017 is the source of this 705-nucleotide messenger RNA. RefSeq names its product nephrocystin-3-like. The record is from RefSeq and is a predicted model, not a curated record. NCBI's taxonomy places the organism in Eukaryota, Metazoa, Cnidaria, Anthozoa, Malacalcyonacea, Xeniidae. Bases 1 to 705 code for a protein of 234 amino acids. Gene Ontology annotation, molecular function: protein binding. The transcript has 2 exons.
AUGCCAGAUCGCAUUGAUAUUGCUAAGUUUUCAAACAAUCUUGGUUUAGUGUGUGAAGAAAGUGGAGAAUAUCACAAAGCAAAAGAGUUUCAUGAAAAAUCUCGGGAAAAGCGUAAAAAUUUAUUGGGUUCAGAUCCUGUUAAAAACGCUUUUAGUUUAAACAAUCUUGUUCCAGAUCAUAGUGCAGUCGCUGCUAUUUUAAAAAAACUUGGUAAUGUUUACAUACAAACUGGAGAAUAUGACAAAGCGAAAAAAAUUUAUGAAAAAGAUUUGGAAAUUUGUAAAAUGUCAUUAGGUCCAGAUCAUGUUCAAGUCGCUGUUAUUUUAAACAACCUUGGUAAUGUCUAUAUGCAAACUAGAGAAUAUGAAAAAGCAAAAGAGUUAUAUGAAAAAACUCUGGGAAUCAGAAAAAAGUUGCUAUCCCCAGAUCAUUUUGAUGUUUGUGAUUCUUUAUGUAAUCUUGGUUUGUUACAUAAGAAAACUGACGAAUACGACAAAGCCAAGGAGUUUUAUGAAAAAGCUUUGAAAAUUUAUGAAAAGUAUUUAGGUCCAGAUCAUGUUCAAGUUGCCACUGUUUUGGAAAACCUACGUGAUAUCGAUUCGAAAACUAAAGAAUAUGACAGAGGCAAAAAGUUGAAUGUAACAGCUGAAGUAAUGCGUAGAAAGUCACUAAAUGUAGAUCACGGUGAGUUUCCAAUCCUUUAA